UUCUUACACAGUUAAGAGUGAGCCUUCACUAGCCGUCUGUGUGAAUGGCAUCUAGUCUCUGAUGAGUGGGACUUAUGCCCCCGUUCUAAAAUUACGACUGCGGCACACACGUGUUUGGCAGGCGUGGCAGUGAACAUGCUGGUACACACUUGAGAGCUCAGGAGUGUCUGGGUAUUUAACCCCCAACACCACCCACCACUCUGGUUCAUAUGAACAGAGUCCGUGUCUGCCUUGACACACUCUGCAGACACUGCCCUGAAGAUUGCGUACGGAUAUACCUUUUUACGGAUUACACUUUUGGGUAGACAGCACUUUAUCUGAGCUCAGGUAACUGUUUGGGAGGCCUACCGCGAGAGAGGACUCAUACAAAAUCUGUCUGGUCUUAAGUUAAGAGCUACGACUAAACUCAAACUGGGAGCUCCGUCAUGGUUGGGAAGAUGCCAACAGAAGCUGUUCCUACAGCAGCAGUGAAGUUUUUUGGGGCUGGAACUGCAGCCUGCAUCGCUGACUUGAUCACCUUCCCUUUGGACACCGCCAAAGUGCGGCUUCAGGUCCAGGGAGAGUCCAAACCCAGCGAUGGGAGGAAGAGACAGAAGUACAGGGGUGUGUUCGGCACCAUCAGCACCAUGGUGAAGACGGAGGGGCCAAGGAGCCUGUACAGUGGCCUGGUGGCAGGGCUGCAGAGGCAGAUGAGCUUCGCUUCCGUGCGCAUUGGACUCUAUGACUCAAUGAAGCAGUUCUACACCCGCAGGUCUGACCAGACUGGCAUCUCUAUCCAGCUCAUGGCCGGAUGCACGACUGGUGCCAUGGCUGUGGCCAUUGCUCAACCCACAGACGUGGUCAAAGUGAGAUUUCAGGCUCAAGUCAAAGGUGCCGAUGGCCUACAGAGGUACAGUGGCACCAUUGAUGCCUACAAGACCAUAGCAAGAGAUGAGGGAGUCAAAGGCCUCUGGAGAGGCUGCUUUCCAAAUAUCGCACGCAACUCUAUAGUGAACUGUACAGAGUUGGUGACCUAUGACAUCAUCAAGGAACUCAUUCUGAAGCAUCACCUGCUGUCUGAUGACUUUCCCUGCCACUUCACGGCUGCCUUCGCUGCUGGGUUUUGCACCACCGUGGUGGCCUCCCCUGUGGACGUGGUGAAGACCAGGUUCAUGAACUCCUCCAGCGGCAAGUACAGCGGGGCUGUGAACUGUGCCAUCGCCAUGCUGAAGAAGGAAGGACCCACCGCCUUCUAUAAGGGGUUUGUGCCUUCUUUUCUGCGCCUGGGUUCAUGGAAUAUUGUGAUGUUCGUCUCUUAUGAACAAAUCAAGAGGACUGUGACCAGGGCCCAGCAGACUUGGGAGUCCCCAUUCUGACCUCACACACACCUGGGUUGUGUUCUGUCCUUUCCAAGUCAUAUAUGACAAGAUAUAUGACAUGUUCCUCUGUGUGCUGCCAUGGCAACCUAAACAACCUAAUCACUGACUGCCUGGUGUUUGGGAGUCCAGUGUCAAGCCUUUCUCUCUGUGGAGAGUGUCAUAUGGAUCCGUACCUCAAAGUCUUAAUGAUAUGGUCUGUUUAGAAGAAAGACUAAAACUAUCACAUUCCCUGUAAUUGCACUGUUAAAGAUAAUAUUUAUGUGAUUAUUUGUGACAGUUGUAGCUGUGAUUAUGCAAAAUGCUGUGACAAUUCCUUGUAAAGUUCCAUUAUAUGGUCUUCGAUGCAACAGCGUUCAUUAUGGGUUAUAUAGGCCCAUAUGACAUUAAAGACUGAUUCAUUUCUUUCCUUUGAUAGUGAAGUCUAAAUCUUGUAAAAGAGGUCUUUGUGGGUUUGAAACAGACAUUAUUUAUUGAGAAAAUGACGACACGGUGGAUCACACUAUUGUGGUGCAUGUUGCUUGUUCUCUAUAGUAGGUCAGGUUAAGCCGACCCACACUGACUCCCAUAAUGACACCCAUACAUCCUGUGCCCUUUGGGCUGGUGAUAUAGAUACUCUUUAAGCCACUGUAAGAAGCUAAUAUUAACACGCUGUUGCUAGAUCUCAAAAGCCAAGCCCCGUCUUCAUAAAUGGACCCUUUUUAAGUUACUAUCUAUCCAUUACGAUUCUUAUCGUUUCUUCCCAUCAACGGGAGUAAAACAUACUCUUA
Messenger RNA from Clupea harengus (Atlantic herring), 2125 nucleotides. Its product is annotated as dicarboxylate carrier UCP2-like. The record is from RefSeq and is a predicted model, not a curated record. Lineage: Eukaryota; Metazoa; Chordata; Actinopteri; Clupeiformes; Clupeidae. Gene Ontology annotation, biological process: transmembrane transport.